CCCUCCGUUUCACUCUCAAUGGUGCUUGAAGGAGAGAUGGACGGCAUCGGGAACAACAUGCAGAAGAAGGCUGCAGAGCUGGAGCGGCUCGCCGAGGUGCUCGUCACCGGAGAACAGCUGAGGCUGAGGCUCCACGAGGUGAAGGUGAUCAAGGAUCGGCGGCACCACCUGCGAACUUACCCAAACUGCUUUGUGGCCAAAGAGCUCAUCGAUUGGCUGAUCGAACACAAGGAGGCCUCCGACCGAGAUACGGCCAUCACGAUCAUGCAGAAGCUUUUGGACCAGAGCAUCAUUCAUCACGUGUGUGACGAGCACCGGGAGUUCAAAGACCUGAAGCUGUUUUAUCGCUUCCGGAAAGACGACGGCACGUUCCCGUUGGACAGUGAGGCCAAAGUCUUCAUGAGGGGGCAGAGGAUCUAUGAGAAGUUGAUGAACACAGAAAACACCUUGUUACAAACCAGGGAGGAAGAGGGCGGCACGUAUGAGCGAGCGCUGGUGGGCUCUGAGUUCAUUGACUGGCUGCUGCAGGAGGGCGAGAUGGCGGCCAGGGAGGAGGCGGAGCAGCUGGGGCGCAGGCUCCUGGAACAUGGCAUCAUCCAGCACGUCACCAACAAACACCACUUUGCCAAUGGACCCCUGCUCUUCCAGUUCAGGAUGAAUUUCCGUAGACGACGGCGGUUGAUCGAACUUCUUCACGAGCGCAGCCGCUGCAUCCCUGAGAGUCACGACAGCCCCUUCUGUCUCCGCAAACAGAACUCAGAUGGAGGCAACACCAGCUUCCUCUCAGGUACUCACUGCUCUAUGUUCAUAUCUCACAUUAUUUAA
Messenger RNA from Notothenia coriiceps (black rockcod), 825 nucleotides. It is a transcript of the gene deptor, whose product is annotated as DEP domain containing MTOR-interacting protein. Gene Ontology annotation, biological process: regulation of signaling; positive regulation of GTPase activity; G protein-coupled receptor signaling pathway. The transcript is spliced from 6 exons. NCBI's taxonomy places the organism in Eukaryota, Metazoa, Chordata, Actinopteri, Perciformes, Nototheniidae. The coding region runs from base 19 to 825 and encodes 268 amino acids. The record is from RefSeq and is a predicted model, not a curated record. Gene Ontology annotation, molecular function: guanyl-nucleotide exchange factor activity; GTPase activator activity. Gene Ontology annotation, cellular component: plasma membrane.